GUUGUCGCCUGCUGGAAAUUGUGUUAUAACUGACAGCAAUUUGGGUGGCUGGCUAUUUUCUUGUAUUGCACCUUCCCAGUUGAAGGAUACACUCUCAUCGUGUCAUCCUCCUCCCGUUUGUAAAACUCCUAGCUCGAACCCCCGACUGUGUCUCAAUGCGAAAUUUCACCAAAAAACGAUCCCUGCUAAUGCAAACGACAAUAAUGUAUUGAAAAACGUUCGUCAUCGACAUACACCCCCCUUUGGGAGAAUGGUAUCAACCAGCUCUUAAUUCGAUGGAAAAUCGAAACAUGGUGGUUCGUCAUGGUCGCAUCCAAUUUGUACACAGAUCAUUAUGAAAACCGGGGGCAGUUUAUUCAGUGUCUGGUGGCCAUAAAUUUACAUAAAUGAUGUCAACAUUACUCUACGUCAACUUCGAGCCUUGUAUACGACAAAUAAUGUCUUAUUUUCAUGGUGACAUUUAUUGAGGAGAUAUUGACCAAAAGAUGGACGAAGGGUUUUGCUGAAUCUCGAAGGACAUACAACGAAGACUGUAUCCAGCUCCCGAGGAACGACUUCCUCUUUGCAUGCUCUUUGGCAUCUACGGAUUGGUGUGAUAGACAGUGUGUUAAAAACCGUACAAAAUCAAACAUGGCAUCGAGGUUUGCUGACGUCACCAGCCAUCCUGAAGAUAUAGAACCGGUGGUGAAAUUUCGCCGGGGACUGUCAAGCGAUGGUUCGGCACCGGGAGGAGACCCUGGGAGUUACGAGGAUGUGGACCUCGGGACGUUGGGGUCUGACAGCAUGAAGGCUGCCGGGAAAGAGCGACGAAACACGGCCGAGCUGGCGAGCGGGUUCGGUAGCAUCGUCGGGGACGUGGGAGAAGUGGACCCGAACGCUUUGACUCUCUGUGAAGAUGAGUUUACCGUUGAGCAAGCAGUGGAGGCGAUUGGGUUUGGCUGGUUCCAGAUCAAGAUAUCUGCCCUAGUGGGAUUCUGCUGGAUGGCCGAUGCCGUGGAGAUGAUGUUACUAAGCAUCAUUUCUCCAGAGCUCCGCUGUCUCUGGAACCUGGACCGUUGGCAAGAGGCCAUGAUAACAACAGUGGUCUUUAUCGGGAUGUUCACUAGCUCCACUCUGUGGGGGAAGAUCUGUGACAAGUACGGCCGCAGGACGGGACUCAUCAUGUGCUCAGUCUGGUUGUUCUACUAUGGCUUGAUGAGUAGUUUCUCACCUACCUACAUAUGGAUUCUCGUCUUGAGAGGCUUGGUCGGGUUCGGAGUCGGAGGCGUUCCACAAUCAAUAACCCUGUAUUCUGAGUUUCUGCCUUCCAAGAGUAGAGGAAUGUGUGUGGUGUUUACCUCAGUAUUCUGGGCAUUGGGAACAGUACUUGAGGUCCUCCUUGCUCUCAUCGUCAUGCCAACGCUAGGCUGGCACUACCUCCUCUUGUUCUCAUCUAUACCAGUCCUCAUCUUCGUUAUUUGUUGUAAGUGGCUACCAGAGAGUGCUCGCUACUAUGUCGCCUGCGGCAACCAAGAAAAAGCUCAUGAAAUCUUAAAAGCUGUUGCCAUGACGAAUAACAAACCCAUGCCUCUUGGUAAACUCAAGAUUGAAGAAGUAGCGUUGGAGAGGGGCUCGUAUAAAGAUUUAUUUAAAACUAGAGAGAUGACAUUUACAACUGUACUGCUGCUCUUCAUUUGGUUUGCUAAUGCAUUUGCCUACUAUGGAAUUGUUUUGCUCAGUACCGAGUUAUUCGCAUCUGGAAACACAUGUUCAGUGACAACCAACGCAGAGAAAACUUUAGAAUGCAACGACGCUUGUCAAUCCCUAAAUGCUGAAGACUAUGGGCUCCUGCUAUGGACAACUCUGGCUGAAUUCCCAGGUAUCAUUUUAACGUUCAUCAUCAUCGAGGUAUUAGGAAGGAAGAAGACAAUGGGAAUAGAAUUCUUUUGUUUCUCCAUUUUUGUAUUCCUGCUUUUUAUCUGCUCAACGAGGACGGUGUUGACAGUCUUCUUGUUUGCAGCCAGGGGGUUCAUUUCAGGAGCUUUCCAAGCAGCGUACGUUUACACACCAGAGGUGUAUCCCACAGCUACUAGAGCUCUUGGCAUGGGUUCAUGCAGUGCAAUGGCUCGGGUUGGAGCAGUACUUACUCCGUUUGUUGCUCAGGUCUUGCUGGGUGUAUCUCCACAUCUAGCAAUCUCAUGCUAUGGAGGAGUGGCUUUGUUAGCAGCAAUUGCUUGCAUGCUUCUACCUAUAGAGACUAAAGGCAGAGAGAUGCAGACUGUUGUCAAGAAAUCAGUACCAAAGAGUGGAAUGCCAGAGACUGGAACUGCCAGGUGAUGUCUGAAAUAGGAAAGGAAAUGUACACUUUGUAAAUCGACAACUGCUGUAAAAACAAUAAUAAUAUAUGUAACAUUGUUAGUACUUAUUGACAGGGAUUUGACAGGAGCUCUCUCAACUAACCUCCAAAAUCCUCCGUCUGUGUAAACCUUUUCCCUGGGUGUUGCCAGUGUUUGGUGGAUUUACACUUCUAGUGUGAGUCAGGAAAAAAUACUAAAAAAAAACAUUCACAAUUUUAUUAAUGUUCUAAGAUUUGUACCAUCUGGAAUCAGCUGUUUAGAACUACAGGGUCGUUUAACUUUACGGGUGAUCAGAAGUCCAAAAAGGUAUAGUAGCAAAAGAGAGAUUAAAUGGCAAUCAAUUAGCUGUGCUAACAGGUAUAGUAAGCUGUACUCCUGGGUGAAGAGAGGAAACUACUGUAGGGUAAAAACCAAACGUUAUAACUUAAGUUCGAUGACCUUAAGGGUUAUAUCUCCCCACAUGUUUCCAGUUGUACCCCUAUGUAAAGAGUAGAAACUUAGAGUGUUGAAAACUAUUUUAAAAAUGCAUGUGCGAUGACCAACAGGGAUUACUCUUACAAUGGCUAGUGUACUCCUAUGCAAAGGGAAAAAACCUAUGACAAACAAGGGUUAAUCUCAACACCACUGGUUCCCAUGUCUACUCCUGUGCAAGUACAAGAAAAUCAACAGGCUAUGUUAAGGGUCGGUAUCAAGUUACGUUGGUCUUUUCUGCCUGGCUUCCAAGCCCAUGUGGUUACGUUUCAUUCAUGCUUCGAAUAGUGUGAACGCUACCAAAGGCAACAAAAUGACGUCUUUAAGUCAAUGUAUUGACACCGGGUGGCGCCUAGUGUUCUUCUGUGUGCGGUUAAACACGCGGCGGUGCGCUUUGUCUGGUGACGGUUGAAUUUUUUGCUGUCAUUUUAGGGUCCUGCUUCUUGUUCGUCGAGUGUCUCAUCAACAGGAAAUUACAGGACAUAACUGUUGUUUUUAAAACAAUUAUGAGGACCAACAUGGUUUUAUACUCAUCCCAAAGAUUCGCGGGUCUGCUCCUGGCGAAAGAGAAGGAAUUAUGUUUUAGCGUGAAGGUUUCAAAAAUGAGUCAUGAUGACCAAUGUUGACAUGCAUUCCGUAAUUGAUGUGCAAAGUCCAACAGACAAUAAAUGAUGUUCAAUAAUAGCUUUAUGGAGAGAAAUAUCAUUGUAAUUAUAUCAAUGUAUAAUUAAUGUAUUGAUGUAUCUUAGUCUCAUUUAAGUGCCAAUGGUUGUUUUUUAUAAACUUUUAGUAACUGUUUGCGCUUUCGAGUCGUCCAUGAUUUACAGAGAUGGUAAAGCAUUAGUCGUGUAUUUUUAACUUGGGAUAUUACACCGUGUGCGACUUUAUAGCAGGCAAUGGCCAGAUCAGUGGUGACGUCUGUUCUUUUUUAGACUUAUGAACAAAAGUUGUUAAAUGUUUGUUGUGGUGUAUGUUCUCACGCGAUUAUUAUUGCUGGUUCCUGAACAUGGGGCCAUCAUCACGAGCAGUAGUUUGGGGAAUCACUGCAAGAAACACAUAAUUAUAACGACAUUCCCACAAGUCUAGCUCUACGACAAUUAUCUUUGUUUCUUGGAUAUCCCGGCAUGAGAAUUACAAG
This is a messenger RNA of Asterias rubens (European starfish), 3945 nucleotides long. Its product is annotated as synaptic vesicle 2-related protein-like. The transcript is spliced from 17 exons. The record is from RefSeq and is a predicted model, not a curated record. Gene Ontology annotation, cellular component: membrane. Gene Ontology annotation, biological process: transmembrane transport. Gene Ontology annotation, molecular function: transmembrane transporter activity. Lineage: Eukaryota; Metazoa; Echinodermata; Asteroidea; Forcipulatida; Asteriidae. The coding region runs from base 451 to 2316 and encodes 621 amino acids.